UCUAAUUAACAAUAAAAAAAUACACUUAAAAAAUAAGAAUAGAAAUCUGACCUUGUACCGAGUAUAAGAUGCCAAGAACAUCAAAAUACAAUAAUUCUGAACUUCUGCAUAUCUGAUUAUGACUGGCAUUUCUUAAAAGGAACUUGUAUUUAAUUUGUAUAUGUAUUUGUGUUGUCAACGUAUUUAGUAUUUAAAAGCGAAGCAUGUUUGAAACAAACAAAUUUUUGGAAUUAAGAGAAUUCUGCCUUACUGAAAGAGUCAGACUAGUCUCAAAGAUGUCAACACUGCCAUCUCCUGGACGCCUUAGAGCAAAACGCCCCUAUCUCUGCUGUUUACAAGAAACGGCGUUAAGCAAGUCUUUUAUUAACUCCUCAACUACUGGGGAAAAAUGCACCCGUCUCGCGAAAUAAUGAGUCUACUGAAUAAUACAUUCAUAGUCGAAUAAUAAGUUAAAGAUUGGAAGUCUUCCGUGCUUCUUCUUUUUCAGUCUAUGAUUCUGUCUCGCAAGAAGUCGGGUUUGAUUGGUUUUCCUGACUCGAGGCUCCACUCUUCGGUCAUCUGAUCGCGUCUGAGACGCAAACUGAUCGUCCCCCAAAAGCGGAGCGUUUUCCUCGUCGGAUUUCCACAGUAAGAUUAAAGUACGAGCGAAGACAUGGAAACCUGUUUAAAAUCCUUGAAGCUGGAGAUUUGAGAUUGUGUGACAGAAGCGGAAAAUGGUCGAAUCCGUUUUUGCCAUUUCUGUGUGAGGACGUGAAGACAACAAGCCAGUAACCCUAUCUGUGUGUUUUUCCCUCCUAAUUUUUCCAGCUUUUCAUUGUUCUUGGAAAGUUGUGUGCCCCCUGUUGCAUUGAGGCAUUUUGGGAGUCUGCCGCUUUUAGGCCCCGCCUCCCUUCAGUUGGCACAGAUAAAGACUCAGUUGGCACUGCACCAGCUAAAUGCAAUUGCUGGCACAAGUGUCCCUCCGCCUCCAAUUACUUUCCCUGCUUUGACCUUGCUCAACUUGCUCAAGGUCACCAUGUCGCAUCCUUUAUAUAAUCCCCGUGGAGGGCCAUUUUCCAGUGGUCAGAGACCCGUCGGUCAGAGACCCGUUGUGCCUGGCCAGUAUGGUCUUGGGUCACAGCCUCGAAUGGAGCUAGGGGCAGCCCGUCUUGGCCCGGGUUCCAUAUCCGGUGCUCGCGGGGGACUGAUGGUCAACCAGCCCCUCUCACUGGGACAGCGCCAGGCUCAGAUUUCCCCAGAUCUUGAAGCCGCCAUAGACAGGAACCUUCGGGGAGCCCGCGAGGAAGUUCGUCUUCUCACUCAAAUGCUCCAUCAACCCAAAAAAACAGAUCCCCGUCUGAGAGAGGAUGCAAGGGAUGAAGCGCUUCCAUCCGGCAGCGGCUUUUCAGGGACUUCGCGAUCUGAUGAAGUGGACUGGUCCUUAUACCAAGCCCCAGGCAAACUCAUUUCAUCUUCAAGUUUGGACCGUCCUUCCAGUUCUUCACAGCUGUUCCCAUCUGCAAGUUUUGUUGGAGGAUCAAGUGGUUUGGACAGCCAGCCUCCGCCAGAAAAGCGGCCUUCACGCUACACCUCUGAAAGUGCCAGCAGCCUCCUAGCAAGUUUUGGACUCUCCAACGAGGACCUAGAACUUCUGAGCCACUAUCCAGAUGAUCAGCUGACCCCCGACAACCUGCCGUUUAUUUUACGAGACAUCCGAAUGCGUAAAGCCAAGAGGGACGUUGAUGCGAGAUCGGAAUACAACAAAGUUAUUGACUAUGGACAUUCUAGAAAAAAUGACUAUCCAGACGAGACUCCAGAUGGAUUUGCAAGUAAACACCUUCCUAAAGAGUCACCAAAGUUUGUGAGGGAGGUCUCUGGACCACCCUUCAUUGGCAUGGACAUCACAAAGCCUCCUCCGCCGUGUCAGCCAGCUCCAAGCCCUGUGCAAGUUCCAAAGCUUCAGAAACCUCCGCCUGUAGAUCCGAGACCCUCCAAGACGAUUCCAGCGAGACCAUCUGCUUCCCAGCCUGUUCUGCAGCCUCCCAGUCGACCUCCUCUACCUCUACAGAUACCGCCUCAACUUGGUGUUCUUCCUAUGAUGACCGUUGACGACAUCUCCAGAAGUCUGAAUCCCAACUGGAUCCCGUUCCUUUCACCUGCAAUCAGCGCGCCUGCCAUGAAGAGGCUUCCAACGCCGACCAUGAUGAACGAUUACUCCGCAGCUACACCAAGAAUCUUUCCUCAUACAUGCUCUCUAUGUAACAUUGAAUGUGUCCAGAUUAAGGACUGGCUUGAGCAUCAGAAUACAAAUCUUCACAUUGAGAGUUGUAGACGUCUUAGGAAACAAUAUCCUGACUGGAAUGUUGAGUCUGUCCCCGUUUCAAGACCUGAGCCAAAAACAGAACACAGCAGAUCAAAGCGUCACACUCGAUCGCACUCAUACUCCAGAUCCCCCAGUCCAAAGCGGCACCAUGAAUCCUCAAGCCGACGUAAGCGAUCCCGUUCACGCUCCCGCUCCCGAUCCAGUUCUCGAUCCCGAAGCUCUAGAAGGUACCGGCGUUCCAGAAGUCACAGCCGGUCCCCCCAUAGGAAGUCUCGAAGCAGUCCUUACAGACGGAGGACCCGUAGUCCACCAUCUCAUCGGUCAAGGUCUCCAGGUUACAGUAGGCGCUCUCCUGUACGCCGUUCGAGCCCCCGUCGUUCGAGCCCAUCCUGGCAACAGAGAUCUAGCAGUAGUGAACGAUUGGCCAUGAAACUCAUUUCAUCAACUGAGUUUUCUUCAAUCGCAGACAGUAGUACUUUGAAGGCUGUUGUGAAGUCCUUGGCACCAGCCCUGCUAGCUGAGCUAGCAAAGAAGAAAAGUAGUUCCACUGCUUCCUCAUCAAAGGGAAGCAGUAGCAGCAGUAGCUGGAAACGGCCGCCCUCUCCUAAGAGAGCGGAGUACUCCAAGUCAAGCAGGAGCUCCACCUCAAAGUCCUCCAGCACUCCAAGGCCAAGGCCCAAGGAUGCCCCUGGCACAUCCUGUUUGUUGAGGCUCAUUGGAGUUCCUCAUGGGACUACAAGCAAAGAACUGACUGAUGCCAUCGAGCCUUUUGGCAAGAUUUAUACUGCCAUCCUUCUCAAGGCAAUUAGAGAGGCCUCGGUGUGUAUGGAGAGAGAGGAGGAUGCCAAAGCUUUGCUCAACUAUAAGAACCUGAUGAUUCGUGGACAGUUUGUUAAAGUCUGCAUGGAGAAGGAUGCAAGAGAUGAUGAUGAUGAUGGGAGAAAAUCUGUUAAGACCGAAAAACCUGUUAAGAAAAAAGAGGUGACUACAACAACAGAACCAACCCAAUCAGCAAAAGUAAAGGGUGCAGACCCAGUUAAGGCACCUCAGACAGCAAAAGCAAAAGAUGUGACCGGAUCCAAGACGUCUCAAGUGACCAAGGGAAAACCGAGCGACCCCAAAAAGACUGUUCAGACAGCUAAAGCUAAACCCCUUGCUAAGGGUUCAGAGACAGCAGUUGCAAAGAAAUUGGUGAAGAAGGAAGUACCCUGGAGAAAAAAUAUAAUUGAGAUUACAAAUCUUCCAGAGGAGGGGGUUACUGAGGAUGACCUCACCAACCUUGCUAAACCAUAUGGCUUCAGUGCAACUCCUCUCAUAGCAAUCAAUCAAAAAAAGGCGUAUCUGCAGAUGCCCAACACAGAGACAGUUGAAGCAAUGGUGAAGGCCUGCUCUGAGACCCCAGCUAAAGUACAAGACAAGGAGAUCACUGUUAAGAUGAUGAUGCAACCUAUUGACCUGAAUUACACUGAGUCAGUAUUCAGAGUGCUAAUGGACAUGGAGAAAUCACCUGAAAUCAUCACAUUGCCAGAACGCCUUCUCAUUGUUGGCAAUGUGCCAAAAACACUUGGGGCAAUCAAGGAAGUAGAGACCAUAAUUAAACGCCAUGGUACCUUCAAGAAAGUUUUGCCACUUAAUGGCAGGAUUAUUUUUGAGAUGGAGAAUGCUAAUACCGCAAGGGCUCUCUUCACUCGCUUCCUCAAGAUUCGAUGUGUGGUCCAGAACAGUGCCCUUAGCUUCCAACUAGCCAGACCAGUCAAGUUUAAAAAGAAGACUGAAGCAAAAGGAGCAAACCCUCCUGAUACAACAAUAAAAAAAACGAAUAUCGUCAAAGCCCAAAAGGUAGUAGCUGCAUCUACUGCAGGUCCACCUGUCCCAAAAGACAAAGCUCCCAAAACUACUGCUAGUACUGCAGCUAAAAAAGAUGAAAUUAUUAUUAUAAGCGAUAGUGAAGUAAGUUUGAAUGAAAGUGUUGCUGAUGAAAAGAUGAAUAUUGAUACAGCUGCAACUAAAGUUACUGCAGUUCCCGAAGACAAUACAGUUGAUGGGUCUGCUAAUGCAGAAACAACUACUACUGAGAAUAAAGCAGAGAAGGAUACCCAAGAUGUUAAUGAAACUCUCAUGGAGACCCCUGAAACCGAAUCUGUGAUAAAAGAGGAUGAAGCUGCAUCCUUAGUUCCCACGGCUGAAUCUGAGAUUGUGAAUAAGAAGCUUGAAGUUGAGUCCUCCGUUUCCUCUUCAGGAUCUGCCGGUUCGGCUGAGUCUGGGAAAGCGGAGUUUAAAGUUGAAUCAUCAGUGCCUGCAGAAUCUGCUGAUUCAGUUACAUCUCCAAACACAGAGCCUGAAGGUGGAUCCACAGUUCUUGCUUCAGAAUCUGGAAAAACAGAGCUUGAGGUUGCAUCGGCUGUUUCCACUUCAGAGCCUGCAGUUUCAGUGGAGUCUGCAGAAGAAGAGCAUGAAUUGGCUUCCAUUUCAAUCGACUCGACCGAUCAAACAGGAACAUUGCUUAAGAAAGACAAUCAGAAUGUCCUGCAGGCUGACGAUGUUCCCAAAGAACUGGUUCCUACAUCUGUGGAAGAAAGCAAAACUGACAAUUCAAAGUUAGAAGAAGACAAUAAUGUUGACUCCAAGUCAGAAAUGGAGAUUGUUGCUUCAACUGUUAGCAGUGAGGAAACUGCAGUAGAGGCUAUGGAGACCCAGAGUCCAGAAGAUCCUACCAAAGGCAUUGAUAUCAAAGAUGAUGUUUUAGAAACUGACAAGCUCAAGAUUGAAGACAAGGGACAAACUAAUGACUUGAAACCAACUGAACCUUUAGAGAUGGACAUAAAUCCUCAGUCUAGUAAUGAUAAUGAACCUGUUGGAGAGAAUGUCCCUGCAGCUGACCUACCCUCCACUUCUGAUCAAACGGUCAGUAAUUCAUCUGUCACAGUUACAUGUGCCUCAAAAAGUCCUCAACCGGUGCUUGAGCCCAUCCAGAUUGAUGACGAUUCUCUGGACUUUCCUCCGGUUACACAGGAGAUUUUAAAGGCCCUUGAAUUAGCUGUCCAUCAAUGUCGCUUACAGUCUUCACUAAAACGUGCUGAAGAAGAAGCCAGACAGAAUGCAGAAAUGGAGAAAAAAGUUGCAGAGAAGAAAACCGCAAAAGGUCCGUCAAGCUCAAAGAAGCCUGCUCAAGCUACGAAGAAGACCACUCAAGCUGAGAGUAAAAAGAUUCAGAACGAGAAAGAGAAAAAGUCUCCAAAUUCUGGGUCAAAGAGUAAGCCUGCAGACACCUCGUCCCCAGAGAAAGAGCCAAUGUCUAGAUUCAGGAGCAGGGGUAAUUCUGAAGAAGAGGGCCCUAGCACCAGACGUGGGGGAUCCUCUGGGUCCUCCUCCUCCCGGAGGAGCAGGCGGGAGUCCACUCCUCCAUCAAAGCGUUUAAGGGGGCAUGAUAUUGAUCACAGGGUGAGCAAAAACUCACAGCCUUCAAGAAGUCAAUCAAAAACAAGGACGGCUGAAAAGGAAAACAGUGAGGAACCGUUUCCAUUUAACAUUGAUGAGUUUGUGACCGUUGAUGAAGUAGGGGAUGAUGCAGAGGAGACUGGGGUCUCAAAUACUGAGUCAUCGGUCAAGGAUGAGAAGAUUAAGGAUAAACCCGAUUCCAACGCUGUAGUCUCUCCUAUUGCGGAGUCCGAUUCAGGUGAUCAAACGAAACAAACCGACGACAUUGUUGGUUGUGAAUCUGCAGAUAAAACAGAAGCCAGUAUUGAAGAAACCACACCAGCUGUAGAAGUUGUUGCACCUCUAAAGCCAGAAGAGCAAGAGUCUCAGGAAGAGAGUGCUGAUAAACCACUGGGAACUGAUAGGAUGGAAACUGCUGCUGACAACGAGACAACAGAGCCUUGUACUGUAGCAGAAAGUGCUUCAGCAUCAAUGGACAGCAAUGUUGAGACCAUGAAAGAAGACCCUGACAUUGGGAACUUGGAUGAAUUCGUGCCAAGCAAGUCAGUUUCUUCCUCUCCUUCACAGAAGGGACCCUGCCCACCAACGUCUGCAGAAACUUUAGAGAAAUCAGACGAUUUCGAUCCCGAGGAGCCUGAAACCUCUGCCCUAAUGAUGGACAAUAAUGUUGAGGCAACUCUGAACUCUGAAAGUCCAUCCCAUGAUGCGAUGGUCACUCUUGAUGAGGUCAGUGAGAUGGAGGAAGAUUUUCCCGAUGAAACAAAUGAGGAACAGCAUUCGAAGGCUGAUGAAGUGCCUGAGACACUUGUAACGGUUGAUGAGGUUGGAGAUGAUGAAAUGGGGUGUGAAGAAUACCAGUUGGACAAAGAACUCGAAGGCUUAGUUACAUUGGAUGAGAUUGUUGACGAAGAGGAGGAGUUUGAUUCAUUCAAUCCUGAGACUCUUGUAACCCUGGAUGAGGCCAAGGGUGACGAUGAGGAGAUUGAGGAAGUGGAGCAUAGUGAAGACAAGCCAACUACCCCAACACCAGUCAUACCAGAAGAGCCUGUGAAAUCACCAAGCCAAGAAGAGCAUGUCUGUGACCUUGAAGAGCUCCGCAAGAUGAACUUUGUAACUGUGGACGAAGUUGGGGAGGAGGAAGAGGAACAACCACCCAGCGAAGAUGUCAAAGAGGUGAAACAAGUUAAAAAGAGAGCAACAAGGGCCAAAAAGAAAACUCCCCAGGCCCCAGUAAGGAGAUCCACAAGAGGUAAAAGAGGAGCGACAAAGAUGGCUGAAGAAGCAGAGGAGCCCGAGACGAAUGUGGAGUGUGAACCAGAGGCAGGUGCUUCUGUAAGCAAGAGUCCUCCUGCAGCUGUCGAAUCCAUGGAUCUCAAUGUUAAGCCAGAAAAGCACAAGGCUGAAACCGUGAAAGUUCCUGAAUCAUCGACUGCAGAGGUCUCCUCAGGGCCAGAAGAGGACAGGACGAGAACUGAAGAUAAUGACAACUCUAAGUCAGAAGGUGAUGCUGUUGACACACCAGUCUUUGACAAAAAAUCUUCAAUCAAAGAUGUGUCGAAGCAACGGCAGGAGAAGGAGCCGACUCAGGAACCAGAGGCUAAGAAAGCCCGCUCUGAUUCCCCUGUGAUUGAAGACUUCACCAUGCCGCCGUUUAACCCAAACAAACCUGUUGGGCUUGAUUUUGUGGUACCCAAGAUGGGUUUCUUCUGCAGAAUCUGCUCUGUAUUUUAUGGCAAUGAGGAAACUACUAAGAGAAAUCACUGUUGUACCCUAAAGCAUUACCAGAACAUGGAGAAUUACUACAAGAAUCUCAAGUCUCAGAAGCAGGGUGAUUGCUCAACACAGACAACACUCAGUCAUAGUUCUGCUUCUAAUGAAUAGCCCUUGCUAAAAGGUUUUUGUUUUUUGUUAACAGAUGGGUCCAAUUGUUUUGCUGUAAAGUUUUAUUAAUUUUUCUUGUUUAGAAUGAAAUGCUUUGGCUUGUGCUAAAUAAAGGUAACAUAUAAUCAGA
Molecule: messenger RNA, 7751 nt
Organism: Carassius auratus (goldfish)
Lineage: Eukaryota; Metazoa; Chordata; Actinopteri; Cypriniformes; Cyprinidae
Gene: znf638
Product: zinc finger protein 638
Exons: 25
Coding region: 1016-7621 (2201 amino acids)
Cellular component (GO): nucleus
Molecular function (GO): zinc ion binding; RNA binding
Source: RefSeq, a predicted model, not a curated record